AGGAAGCCCCGCCUCCUUGUCGCCUCUUCUCUCCGCCAGUCCGCGAGCGAACGGCCUCGCCUUCGGAGUUGGAGCCCCUGAGCUGGGCGCCUGCGAGCGAGUGAGCGGGCGCGCGUCUCCCCGAGCUGGCCGCCUUCCUCCCGCCUAACCGUCGGCCAUGAGGCGCUGGGGCCAGGCCCGGGGGGCACGGCGGGGCGGCUGCUGCUGCUGCUGCUGAGGCGUCGCCGCCGCUCUUGCCGCCGCCGCCGCCGCCUCCCAGACAGAGGCAGGGAGCCCCUUCCUCACCGCCGCCACCGCCGCCAUGUUGGGCCGGGAGCCGCAGCGGGGCCGCUGCUGAGUCCCGCCGAGUCAAGAAGUGGACCCCGAGGACGACCCCCCCCCCCGAGACCCAGAGCCGCCGGCGCCAUGGCGGAGCAGACCUACUCCUGGGCUUACUCCCUUGUGGAUUCCAGUCAAGUAUCUACGUUCCUGAUUUCCAUUCUCCUCAUAGUGUAUGGCAGCUUCAGGCUGUGUCUUUCUAAGCCUCCGUUGCCAUCCUCCUAGUGACAGCGCUGCUAAAAAACCUCUAGCUGGACACAGGACAAGAAGGAAAAAAGGGGCUGGGACUUUGGAAAAAGGAGCUUCUUUUUCAGAAGCUGAGUUAUGUCUGUAUUCCUGUUGGAAAGCAAGGUCCCUCAAUAUGGACUUUGAGAAUCAAGACAAAGAAAAGGACAGCAGCAGCUCAGCUGGGCCCUUCAAUGGCAACAGCACAAACAACAGUAUCCAGACGAUUGACUCAACACAGGCGUUGUUCCUUCCCAUUGGUGCAUCUGUGUCUCUCUUAGUCAUGUUCUUCUUCUUUGACUCGGUUCAAGUUGUCUUUACAAUAUGUACAGCAGUCCUUGCAACAAUAGCCUUUGCUUUCCUUCUGCUCCCAAUGUGCCAGUAUUUAACACGCCCCUGUUCACCUCAAAACAAGAUAUCUUUUGGCUGCUGUGGGCGUUUCACGGCUGCUGAGCUGCUCUCCUUCUCGCUCUCUGUCAUGCUUGUCCUGAUCUGGGUCUUAACUGGGCAUUGGCUCCUCAUGGAUGCUUUGGCCAUGGGCCUAUGCGUUGCAAUGAUUGCUUUUGUCCGGUUGCCGAGCCUCAAGGUUUCUUGUCUGCUGCUCUCAGGCCUAUUAAUUUAUGAUGUCUUCUGGGUGUUCUUUUCUGCCUACAUCUUCAAUAGCAAUGUUAUGGUGAAAGUGGCCACGCAACCCGCUGAUAACCCCUUAGAUGUUUUAUCCCGGAAGCUGCACCUUGGACCAAACGUAGGUCGAGAUGUCCCUCGCUUGUCACUGCCUGGCAAACUUGUAUUUCCGAGUUCCACAGGCAGCCAUUUCUCCAUGCUGGGCAUUGGCGAUAUUGUAAUGCCAGGUCUUUUGCUUUGCUUUGUCCUACGUUACGACAACUAUAAGAAACAAGCCAACAGUGAUUCCUGUGGUACGCCAGGACCAGGGAACAUCUCUGGCCGCAUGCAAAAAGUCUCCUAUUUUCACUGCACUCUCAUUGGAUACUUUGUAGGGCUCUUAACAGCAACAGUUGCUUCUCGCAUUCACCGAGCAGCUCAGCCUGCACUGCUCUACUUGGUACCAUUCACCUUAUUGCCACUCCUCACUAUGGCCUAUUUAAAGGGCGAUCUGCGUCGCAUGUGGUCUGAACCAUUCCACUCCAAGUCCAGCAGCUCACGUUUCUUAGAGGUAUGAUGGCACAGAUGGAAAGUGACCGGAACUUCUGCCUGGUCCUUUUUUUCUUUUUCUUUUUUGGCUCACAGCUUGGUUGUCCGUCCCUGAAGCUGGGCUGGUACUUGGGAGAAUUUACCAGAUUGUGGAAAUUGUACAAAUGGAUUUUCUGCAUCAAAGGAGGAAAGAGCAAAGGUAUAGGGGGGGAAAGGGUGCUUUUCCCCUCCUGCCCUCGCUCUCUCCCUCCCUCUGUACUUGGAACUGGAGACAGUUUGCCAUGGCUGCCGCUCGUCCCUUUUUCCUUCCUCUCCUCCUGUUUACGGUUGAGUGCCAGACCAUCCGGUGUUUUCUGAGGAGAGGAGGAGACAGACUCGAUGGGGAAAACGGCGCAGUCCUUGAGGAAUUUGUGAACACUACAAGAAGAAAUUGCCGCCGCACUCGGAAUUUCUUGAAAAACCCCGCAAGUACUUUGGAACCGUUUUUUUCCUUCCCCCCCUUUGGACUCUGGUUUCGGAGAACCGGGACAGAAGUUGUUCUGUCACUAUAAUCUCUCCCCCCUCCAACUUUUCGUUGUUGACUUUAUUAAAUAUUUUCUGUGGUGUGAGGUGACUUAUUAAAUCCACAGACAUGGAGUAACUUCUUGCAGUACACAGUAUAAAGACUUUGUUGUAACAAGUUACAUUAACACCCAGAUGUCAUGUUGCAGUUGAAUAAGGGCACGACUUUUCUACACACAGACACACAUGCACGCACACACACAUACAUACACACAUGCACAUAUAGAAAUGUGAGAUAUAUAUCUAUAUAUGUGUGUGUGUGUGUGUGUGUGUAUAUAUAUAUAUAUAUAUAUAUAUAUAUAUAGGUAGAUAGAUAUCUGUGAAUGGAUAACUGCAAAGGAAAAACCUGCUAGGAUCAUGCUUUGUAGCUCACAGGGGCUUGCUGUAAUUUUUAGCAUGUAGAGCAGUUUACUCUGGCAUUCUUGUAUAUGGAUCUGCAAAUCCCCUGCUGUCUCUUCCCCGAACCCCAUGAGUGAAGCUUCAGGUUUGUUUUUUUUAAAGGAACAAGUAUAGUCUUUUGUACUGAGUGUACUCCUGGAUUUUAUGGGAUGAUUUGAUUUUUCAAUCAGUGUAGCAAACCUAGUGGAGGGAAAAAGCUGAAGCGCUUUGCCUCCAGCCCCCCUUUUUCUUUGUGGGUUUAUUUUUUAAAACACAUAACUUAUCCAUUACAGGUUUUUAGUCGCUCCUUUCUGGACCCUGUGCAUGUAUUAUAGCAGCCGUUGUCUUUGUGUGUUCUGAUCAUAGUAAUGUAUGACUUGUAAAUACAUUUUUUUCUAUUUUCUAUUUUUUGUAAUAUUUUUUUUGGCAUUGUUUCAUGAGUGUGCUGUAUCCCCCCCCCCCCGAUUCACCGACGUUUAAAAAAAAGAGAGCGAGAAGAGCGAGCAAGUGGGAACGCUGUCCUACGCUGUUGUGAUCGGUCAAAGUUUAUGACGACUGCUUUGUACCUCUUAAAACGUGGACUUUUCUAAACCCAU
Messenger RNA from Sceloporus undulatus (fence lizard), 3230 nucleotides. RefSeq names its product signal peptide peptidase like 3 (gene SPPL3). Lineage: Eukaryota; Metazoa; Chordata; Lepidosauria; Squamata; Phrynosomatidae. Gene Ontology annotation, biological process: membrane protein proteolysis. Gene Ontology annotation, cellular component: Golgi-associated vesicle membrane; lumenal side of endoplasmic reticulum membrane; cytoplasmic side of endoplasmic reticulum membrane. Bases 494 to 1723 code for a protein of 409 amino acids. Gene Ontology annotation, molecular function: aspartic endopeptidase activity, intramembrane cleaving. The transcript has 12 exons. The record is from RefSeq and is a predicted model, not a curated record.